Molecule: messenger RNA, 807 nt
Organism: Vombatus ursinus (common wombat)
Lineage: Eukaryota; Metazoa; Chordata; Mammalia; Diprotodontia; Vombatidae
Gene: TMEM170A
Product: transmembrane protein 170A
Exons: 3
Coding region: 49-483 (144 amino acids)
Biological process (GO): endoplasmic reticulum tubular network organization
Cellular component (GO): endoplasmic reticulum membrane
Source: RefSeq, a predicted model, not a curated record
CCCGUCGUAUCUUCUCGCUGUCCUCUCGCGCAGGUGAAUGGCUGCGGGAUGGAGAGCGAGGGGAGCGGCGGGAGCGGGGGCUCGGCCGGGCUCCUGCAGCAGAUCCUGAGCCUGAAGCUGGUGCCGCGGGUGGGCAACGGAACGCUGUGCCCCAACUCCACCUCCCUCUGCGCCUUUCCAGAAAUGUGGUAUGGUGUGUUCCUGUGGGCACUGGUGUCUUCUCUCUCCUUCCAUGUCCCUGCUGGAUUAUUGGCCCUGUUCACCCUCAGGCAUCACAAAUAUGGUAGGUUCAUGUCUGUAAGCAUCCUGUUGAUGGGCAUCGUGGGACCAAUUACUGCUGGAAUCUUGACAAGUGCAGCCAUCGCUGGAGUGUACCGAGCUGCAGGCAAAGAAAUGAUCCCUUUUGAAGCCCUCACCCUCGGUGUUGGCCAGACAUUUUGUGUAGUAGUGGUUUCCUUUUUACGAAUUUUAGCAACUCUAUAGCAUCUGCUUACAGACUAUGAUAGAGUGAUAGAUCAUGAAGAGAAGAUUUCAGAGUAUUUAUUGAGGAAGGGCAUUGCUAAAAGGGGUAAUUUAUUUAAAGUUUUUCAAAUGGAAACAGCUUGAACAAGAAUGUGUGAAGGCCUGCUGUCUUGAUCCCUUCUUCAAUUUGAAGACAGAGCUCCAUGAGCCAAAGACCUUUUUGGUGAUUUCCAGAUUUCUUAUUAAAAAAAAUCGUAGGGUUCAUAAGCUUUGUUCUUCAAAGAAAUGUCACCGUUUGAGCUCUUUUGUAAUUGUACACAAACCUGCACAGCAGUGCAUUUGGGU